Molecule: messenger RNA, 781 nt
Organism: Phlebotomus papatasi
Lineage: Eukaryota; Metazoa; Arthropoda; Insecta; Diptera; Psychodidae
Product: ras-responsive element-binding protein 1-like
Exons: 2
Coding region: 80-679 (199 amino acids)
Source: RefSeq, a predicted model, not a curated record
ACAAACUUUGUGUGCGGUGCGCUGUGCCGCUCUGUUGAUUUAUUGCACAAAAUCUUCGGAAAAUCACCAAGUAUUUGUAAUGGCUAGUAAUGAAGGGAUUCGCUGUUCUAUUCGUGGUCAUGUGACUGGCGAUUGCUUUAGCGGGUAUUUAGUGAAGAUGAAGGAUGCUGCUACGAGUCCAAUUGAUUGGAGUGAUGAUGAACUUAUCGAGUCCAAGUCUAAAGCCGAAGACAAUUUGAAGCCUCAGCCGGAUGGAAAAGCCAAUGGGUGUUUAGGUUCAGUAGAGCUGGUUGAAGUACGCGAGACCCUGCAUAAAUUGUUGAGUGAAAAUAAGAAAAUAUUGGAUAAACUACCCCCGUUUCCGGGAAAUGAAAAUACAUCGAAUGCUCCAAGUGAGCCGUACCCUGAAGUUCCGGCAGUAGCAGAACCUCUCGAAAGUCCUAAGCGCAAAAGAUCUGAGUCCCAAAAAGUUUACGGAGCUAAAGAGUCUAAAAAAGAGCCCAAAGGUACUUGUUGCAGCAUUUGCAACCAAAUAUUUGGACGGAAAUGGUCUUACAGGCGUCACAUGAUUACGCAUUCAGGAACUCUAAAUCAGCGGAAGAUUUACGAGUGUGAUGUCUGUCAAAAGAGUUUCGUAAGUGAUCAAAGUCUCUGGACACAUAAGAAUUUGCAGCAUUAGCUAAUACCCAAAGAGAUCUCCAGGAAGACAAAGUGAAGUCCAUUAAAAAGAGAGAGAAAUUAAAAUGCUUUUAUUUUAGAAUGAAUUGAAAGUGUCGCUGCU